GUCUUAAAUAACUUUAUGUCAUGUUAUCAAGUUUAGUAAUUGACUUUCCUAUGUAGAAUUUCUGUGUUUAUAUUGUUAUGGUUAACCUAACCGAAUAUUUUAUAGUGUGAAUUCACAAUGAAAAUAAUAUAUUUGUAAAGAAAAUGUAUUUUGAUUUAUGCUGCAGGUAUUUUUAAGCUCAUUAAUGGGCUUAAUGUAUGGUUUGAAAAUCUAAGAUUUACUUAGGAUCUUUCGACGUAUUAAAUUAAAACAAGCAUGUGUACCACAGCAUCACUGGAUACAGGAUGAUGCCAUCAGGACAAAGGGAUAAACUUGGAUAUAAGUUCAACUUUAACCUAACACAAUUUUAGGUGGUACUUAGAAGAAAUGAUUCUCUCUUUAAUUCCAACAUUCAAUGUGGAUUUUUGAACUUGAUUGAUCAACUAGUUACACAGAAAGUCCUUGUGUAGUUGCCCUUUGAACAAGCCAGGGGAUCAUGUCGUCAUUGGAUGAAAGUUGUCAAUGCCUUCAAGAUGCUAAUGUGAGUCAGUCUUCAAUGGAUGAGAAAUCGGAACCAGAAGAGUCAAUCCACAAGUUGGACUUCGGAGAGAAUGUACCGCCCGAGGAAGACAAGCUGGCCCUGGUGGCGGAGGUGCACUCGUCCGGCGCGGUGUUUGCCUGCCUCCAAAAGACGCUGGUGAGGCAGGACGGCGACGCAAGCCCCAUGCAGCUGGUCCUGGGGUCGGAGGUGGAAUGCCUCGCCAUCAGCGACGACGGGCGCCACGCCGUCGUGGGGCUCCGGAGCGGCGAGAUCACAAUUGUGCAUUUCAAGAUUGAGGCUAAGAUCGUCUUCAGCAGAAAGUUGCCUGGAGAUUUUUCUCAGUCUGACGGCACUCCUGUUAUGGUUGAAAUUGUGCUGUGGCACAGAAGAAAGGAUAUCUAUGAUAUUCUGAUCAUCUUGUCUUCAGGCAGAGUGAUGAGGCUGCGUGGCGUUGACUUGAGAUGUUCGGAUGCCCCGCAAAAUCUUGAUGAUUCGUUGCCUGUAGAAAUACUUAGAGAAUGCUUGUCUGGAGAAAAGGUGAACACUGCAUGUACCGCCAAAGUGUUUGGCAACACCACCAUCUUCCUGGGCGGGAACGUCGUCAUCUCGUUGAAUGAAGACGGCAAAAGCACUGUUGGUGACCUGCAGAAAACAAAGUGUAGUCUACAGAAGCUCAGCGCCCUGGAAGGCACUAAUUUAUUGAUUGGCUUGACUGAGGACCAUUCGAUGGUGGCCAUUGACAUCUACACCCUCAUGGCACUGAAGCUGUGGCACAAAUACACCGUCAGCGACUUCAGGCUGUUGUACGGGGAGGCCCAGCAGAGAGCAGUGUUGCUGACUGCUCCUGAGCAAUACUCGACGGAGGACUUCCUGAAGUGUCACUUGAUCAUGGUCACUUUGCCAGAUUUUCAAGAACAUUUCAAGACUGAAGUCAACCCUGUUACAUUUCUCGUUGGAGGAAAAACAAAUGAGAUGAUAUAUUUUGAAUUCUGUGAACUAGGGUUUUUGAAGAAGAAAAUUCAGUUUUGGAAGGGACCACUUUCUCAUGAAGAAAGGCUGAAGCAGCUGCUGGAGCAGGGCAGGCUGGAGGAGGCGGAGGAGCUGGCGCGGACCGAGGGCCUGGACGCCCGCCCCGUGCUCAAGGCCCGCGCCUUCCGCCUCGUGGAGGACCUGGUCCCGUGGGAGGGGGCGGAGCGCCAGCGCCGCGUGUUCGACGACGUCCUCGCCCUGCUGGGCCACUUCGAGUUCGUGGGCUUCCUCAGGCGGUUCUGCGACGUCACCAUCGUCGGAGACUACGACCGCACCAGGAGCUUGUUCCACUACGCCCAGAAGAAGCUAGACUUGGUGAACGCAGAGGAUGAGGGGAAGAUAUCGAGAGAACAUGCUGCCUUGCUGAGCACUGUGUCCAACAUUCUCCUAAGACUGAACACGUACAAGAUGCUCUAUCCAGAGCAGUCCCAGGACAGCAGUUGGCAGGUCUUCCAUUUGUGUGACCUCUACAAGGAGUGCCUGCGUUUUCUAUCAGAGGGUCAGCUGAAUCAGGCAGGUCUGAUCUGGCUGCGGCACAACUCUAGCUUCUGCAUGAGCUUCUCGGAGGAGAAGGUGCAGGAACUCGUAUCCGUGCCCAGGGGGGUCUGUCUGGACGACUACCUGCGGUGGCUGAAGUGCAUGCUGCCCGCGCUGCUCAACAGGCAGCCCCACUGGUACAAGCUCGUCGUCGCCUCCGCCGUGGCGAGGAUCAGGUCCGCGGAGUCUGAAGACAGCUCGUGGCCGGCAGCUGCCCUGAGUUUCGCUCGUCAGCUGCGGGACUUCCUGCACUCGGACAAGCGGCUGGUCGCGGACGUGAGCUCCGUCAUUGUUCUGGACUACCAGCAGUACGACGAGGCCUCCCUCGUGAAGCAGUUCUACGACCUGAUAUUCACUCUAGAGCAGUUGGAACAUCUGCAGCAGAAGAACCACAUUCACAUUUCCUUGGCAGAGUUCCUGCAGACGGACAAAGAGGAAGUGGUGUACGCACUGCUGAACCAAGUGCCCCCGAGCGACAUCGCAGCAUUCCUGGACGGUUUCCUGGCCGGCUACAUGCUGGACCAGGGGCUCCAGCACGACCAAGUGCUCUUGGAUUACGUCACGAACAUCGCGGCCGACGCCAACUGGUGGGACUGCAGCGUUGUCUCGUCCGGCUGGGAGGAAGCUGCAGCCGCUCUCGUCCGCUGCAUCUACGACUCCGCGGUCAAGGAACAGUGCAUUGUGGCUGUGCUGAAGAGCGCUCAAGUGCCGUGGAGCGAGACUGUUAGUGACCUGGUCAAGCUGGGCAUCCAACUGAAGCAGGCUCUGGCUUCUGAAAUAAGGCAGCAGUUGCAGCUGGUGGAUGCGAAGCUGGUCAUGAAGAAGUAUGGUCUCAGAGAUAUCUCCCAGAUUAAUAGAAGAGUAAUUCAGUACAUUUUAAGACAAGGCCACGAGGACUGCCUGCAAGAUGCCCUGCAGUUCGCGUCGUCGUCACAGAGGUUGACCGAGGAGGUGUACGUCAUCUUCACCCAGGAGUACAUCUCCAGCGGGCAGGAGGACCGGGCGCUGGAGCUGCUGGGCUCGCUGAGCCCCGCGCUAGCUGCCCGCGCCUGCCGGCAGAGCGUGUUCCGGGUGAUGGCGCGGCUGGAGCAGGAGGCGCCCGACGACCGGGCGUGCGACCGCCACGUCUCCGGCCUGCGCCUCGCCCGUGCGAGGCUGCCCGAGGCCGACCUCUGCUGCGCCGCCGAGCUGGAGAACAUGUGCCACAUCGCCCGCCAGCGGGGCGUCACCCUCAACGAGAAGAUGUACUCCACGGCGAAGGUGCGCACCCAGCUGCUCGAGUCCUUCGUGGGGAAGUUCGUCGAGGCGGGCGACUACGCCCACGGGAAGAUACGGCAGCUGGUGGAUCGGCUGGCCAGAUUCUUUGUGACCAAACGGGAAGAAGUCUUGUUGCUGCUGGGCAUCCAGAACUUGGAGCUGCAGAAAGGAGCUGACUUGACUGAGAAGGUUAUUGCGUUACUGUCGCUGGGCUGCGAGACUUGGGAGGAUAUCCCUGUCAGACUUCACUCAUUUCUCUGCAGAGUUCUCUGCAGUGAGAACACCCUGACACCAGCAAUCGCAGCACACAUUGAGGAGAUGGUGUGCAGCCUGUGUGCAACAUGCGGGAAGAGCGAGCUACAUGAUUGGGUGUCGCUGUAUUCAUGGGCCUGGAUGUUGAACCAGUCGCUUAGCAACAGUGCUGCCAACACCCAGAACACCAGGGACCACUAUGUCCGAUGGCGCCUUACUCCUCUCUACUAUGACUCGCACCCAGAGGCGGCGGGAACUGCCGGUGUCUUGAGCGAAUUCUUCCUGCUCAUCGUGUACUACAGCCGCAAGAAAGUUUGGCACAGGACGGACAGUGCAUUCUACCUUAACUUCAGCAACAACAAUGACUCAAAGUGGCUGAAAGCUACCAAACAUCGCCGGAAAGAGCUUCUGUCGAGGAUGGACUCGGUGUGCGAAGUCCUGUGCCAACACGGCGACCUCCUGAGCCUGCAGGCCGCGGCGACCUUGGCCGGGUCCCUCUCCAUGCUGCAGGCAUCCCUGGAGAAGUACAGCAGCGGCGUGGAGGCCCACCGCGUGAGGGCCAAGCUCCGGGACGCUGUCGACGGCUGCCUCCCGGCACUGCUCCUCAAGACGAUCGGAGCUAUCAGGAUCGACCAGGCACUCGCCUUGGGCGUGCUGUGCUCGUUUGUCAGCGGAGACCGUGCCCAGCUGUUCCGGGAGUACCUGAACCGCUUCUCCUCGGACAGCUACAGGUCCAAGUUGCUGGCACAGCUCGGGCUGCAGUUCAGCAUGAUCACGGACGAGUCCGCAGGCAGGGCUUGGUACAAGGACCUCCUGAAGAGGCUCAAGUGGUCCGAGAAGCUCAUCUCCCUGGGGGUUCCCUGCGGCGACCUCUUCCGUGGAGACGGCUCCUUCGUCGAUGUGAUACUAGACGGGCUGACGUCCGCGAGGGGCGUGAACCUGAGCAUGAUCAUCGAGUACUGCUACGACUUUGACGUCGGGCUGCUCACGUCCUUGACCAAGUACCUGGAGAAGGUGAUAGGUUCCUGGGAACCGCAGAUGGUUGUUACCACAAACUUCGAGGGCAGGAGAGAAAUGGUGGUAAAAAACGACGAGGAGGAGGUGUUCGCAAAGUGCAAGGAAGUGGUGGAUUUGCUCAAAGCCGAAUAUGAGAAACGGAUCUCGGUGUUCCUGAUCGAGCUCAUGAGCAACAUUAACUUCUACCAUUACGAAAUGUACAUGUGUGUUUUCAAGCUGCUUAGGAGCCUCAACACCUCUCACCAGUUCAGGAUAAGCAGCAUCGUCCUGUAUCUCAAAACAUAUCAGAGAAACAUGCCGCCGCAGCAGGAAGAGAGGGAGCAGUGGCUACUGCGGUUCCCCGACAGCAACGGCCUGCCGCCCAUCGCAGAGUACCGCCUGCCCCUCGAGGUGUUCAUCCAGCAGGACAAGUGGAAGGUGCUGAAGCUGCUCGGCUCCGAGAUAAACCUGGCCACGUACAACCAGUGGCUGAUGGCGUGCGGCACCCUGCCCUUGGACCGAGACCGGAUACUGGGGAUCGCCAUCAAGGAGUCCGUGACUGUGAUCCAAUCCGACAAGAGUGCCCCGGACGAGGAGUGGUGCGUGUACAAGAGGAACAGCACGCUCUUGAAGCAGAUCGAGCAGUGCGCGGAGCAGUUCGGGGACCUUGAGGUCGCCAGCGCCUCUCUCUACUAUCUGGCGCACCACAUGCCUCCAGGCGUGGACCAGUGCACGGCUGCAGAGCUGUGCCGCAAGUACACGGAGAGGUGGGCGCUCAGCAAGGGGACCCAGCAGGCGUCCCAGCUGGUGGUGAAGAUGCGGCACAAGCACCUGCGCUGCGCCACCAGCAACAUACUGCACGGCCUGGGGCUGGGGCAGAGCGGCUACGUCGUGUUCUCCCCGGACCCGCGCCAGCUGCUGCACGUGCUCUACCAGCACCUCAGCGUCGUCGACAGGAGCCGGGGCACCGCGCCAGACCGCCCCGAUAUCAACAAAGCUGCGAAGAUGCUGGCAGCCCUUCACGAAUUUGAUCUUUUUGAGUUUUGGUCCGAGGAAGUGAAGGAGUGGAUGAUGCCAUAUCAACAUACCACACAAAAGGACGAGGUUACCAUGGAUUUAACAGUUCUGUUAUGCAAACAAGAACCGGUUCCAAACUUUGAAGAAAAUCUUGCAAGGGUAUGCUAUAUUCUGCAGCUGAAUAGCAAAGAAGAAUCCUCCAAUUUUCUGUUCUCAUUAGCUUUCAAGGAUCUGGCAGGAUUGUCUGACUACACGUUAAGGCUGAGGGCUCUGAAGUGCUUGAUGGGAUUUGCGGAGCCCAAGUUUUUGGAGGAAGUUACUUACAUGACAGUAGAAAAUAUCAGGAAGUACAUGAAGUCGUUAUACUACGUGAGCAAGCUGCAGAAGUUUGGCCUGGUGUACUCCGUGGAGAGUUUCGAGAUAACCGCGAAGAAGAGCAUCGUGCUGGACCUCAUGCAAGCCCACGAUCGCAACCCCGACGCACUGAUCCUAGUGUCGCGCAUGUGCAUCGAGUUCUCCAUGUUCUCGGCAGAAGUGUGGGUGCACUUGCUGCAGCAGAUGGCGAAGUUCAAGCUGGUGGAUGAGCUGGAGCACACACUGCUGGGCAUCUCUGGGACGCAGUACCACAUUCUGCGCAGUGCCAGUGUUGUUAAUGCCUGGAACACCGUGCUUCUUGAGCCGUUCCUAGCAGCGGACGGGCCGGCGCCGGGCGGGGAGGGGGAGGGGGAGCGCGCCUGCCUCCACAGCCUGGGGCUGCUGCAGUCGUGCAGCGUGGUGGACCUGGUGGACCAGGCAGCCCUCGCCGGCCACUGCCUGCGCCUGGGCCGCCCCGACUGGGCGGCGCUCCUGCUGCCCUACGCCGAGGAGGCCCGGCGAGCAGCCCUCCUCCAGGAAAUCUUGUCUGCAUCAGAACCCUCUGAAAUUAGACUGUCACUACAAAAACUUGCAGAAAAUGGUUUGCUGAUAGCAGUUCAGGCUGCAGAUAUGCUGCCAGCGUAAGUUGGUAAAUGCACGCGCUGAUUCAAGAAUGUGCCUUUGUACAGACUGCACGGGAUGCCUAAGUUUGCCAGAAAGCCUUCUUGCUGCUAGGUGUAUAGCUUUUGCAAGAGGUGUGAUCUGUAAACUUAAAUGAGCUUUCCAUUUUUUUAAUUAUUGAAAGAAAUUAUAACUGAACGUGCUCAUUUUGUUAGAAAGUAUCAUUGUUUCAAACUUACGUCUCAAUUUUUUUGGUGUGUUUUCAAGUAAUUUGUUGUAAGAACAUUUCACAUUUCCUGGGUUCUGAAUAGACAUACAAUAUGUUAGCUUAGUGAUGCUUUAGUUUUUGUAUUUGUAAUGAUUUAUCUCACAGUGAAUUAAACUAGUAAUAUAAUUAGCUUAUCUAUAUAAAUUUACUGUUAUAAAUUUGCUCUGCAUUUUAUUUUAUAACAAACAAAACUUGUUUUAUGCAUUUAUUAUUUUUGAUCUAACAUGGGAGCCAUAGUGGUUGAGUGUUCAAAAUAACUCGGUCUCUCACCAAAGUACUUUGGAUACAAUUCCUGACGACGUCUUAUUGAAAGUGUCAAAAUGUGGUGGACGUUGCAUUGAGCAGAUGAGUUUUUUCCUAGGUACUACUUCCAUUCCUCUCCUCCUUCCAACCCCCUUACCCAUGACCUUCUCCCCUUCUCCAUCAAUGAAUUUCACCACUGCUUAUUUAUUUUACUUGGUUUAACCGCUCGUUUGCCUCUCAUGUUGACAAGAUACUAAGCCCAGCAUUCUUUGAAUUUGCUGAGACCACUGUACUUAUAUUACCUAACAUAGUUUCAUGUUUUAAUCUUUGUUGAGCACGAACAUGAACUAAUCUCAUCCCAACACCAGUGCCAUGCUUUUUUUGCACUGCUUAAAAAAAAUGGAAACAUGGCAGCUAGAUAGUCACUUUGAAUUACGCUGGAAACAAUUGAAAGUAAUAAUACACAAUAACAAACAAUCUUCCACCUCAUUACACUACCAAUUACAAAAGACAAUAUUUUUAUUCUUUGUCUUUAGAAGCAUUCUUGCCUUGGCUUCAAGAGUAAGUGGGGCAAUAAUGACAUUUGCCCAUGGGAUAUGGGCGAUAUGGCACAUGUUCCAUUAUUUCUUUCCAUUCCUUAUACUAAACCCAUAUAGGUAUAUGCUUAUAGUGAUCAAAGAAGAAACUAUGCACUCUUCUAAAUGCCAUUCCUUUGUUUCAACUAUUGUGUCAUUGCCUUUUCCUGUCAUGAAAAAUCUUAAGUUUUGUCAUACUGUGUAUAAAAAUGUCAUUAUUUUGCCACCCAACAAAGUUUGUCCAAUGAGCAAAAUGUAGUGCACAUUAGCAGUUAAAUGUUUUGUCUUUCUAUUUGUUUAAUCCGUGCUUGUGUUUCUAAUUAUUGUUAUUUUAUGCAAGGCAGCACAUUGGUAAAACACUGGACUCAAAGCCAAGCAUUCAGGAUGAUCCAGGUUCAAAUAUACUCCCUGGAAAUGUAGGCAGUUGCAGAUUCUUUUUAAUCUUAUUUUCCUGAAUGUAAAAGUAAAGUAUGUAUCCUUGGACCUCACUGCCAACAUGACCUUUAGCCAAAUGAUUUGUUUUUACUUUUAAUUAGUUUGCCAGCUGCCUGUUUUCCUUCUUUGUAGUUUGUUCAUACUAAUUCUACAUCAAUACACAUAAGUGAGAAGAUAAAAAAAAUGAUUCUCAGCACAGUGUAAGUAGGUAUUUCUUUUGAGGAAAUGUUCUGCCAUAGACAGAUAAUUUCCGAGAUUUAGAUUAGAGUGUAGUUAUGAUAAUCCAUGUGUGCACUGUGCAUGAGAACCUACAUACUAAAUAUAGAAACAAAAAAGUAUACUUUUUGACAUUGCUGAUUCUGAAGGAGUAAUAUCAUAGUGUUUUUUAAGCAUAAAACUUUAUUGAAUUAAGUACUAAAAUCAACCAUAUAAAGUGUAUGAAAUUACAGACAGGAGGAAUACAAAAAUAUAAACAAUAAUUUAGAAAUGUUUUACCAAAAAACUAUUAUUUUGCACCAUGCUUGUGCAGUUAUCAUACCGUAUAACUUACAAUAGCCACUGUCAGUUACUCAUUCAUUUUUUAAAAAAAUUUUUUUUACUCUUUAUUCAUACUCAUUAG
Bacillus rossius redtenbacheri is the source of this 8723-nucleotide messenger RNA. RefSeq names its product kinetochore-associated protein 1 (gene rod). The record is from RefSeq and is a predicted model, not a curated record. Gene Ontology annotation, molecular function: small GTPase binding. Gene Ontology annotation, cellular component: RZZ complex; cytoplasm; kinetochore microtubule. The coding region runs from base 476 to 6607 and encodes 2043 amino acids. Gene Ontology annotation, biological process: mitotic spindle assembly checkpoint signaling; protein localization to kinetochore involved in kinetochore assembly; mitotic sister chromatid segregation. The transcript has 30 exons. NCBI's taxonomy places the organism in Eukaryota, Metazoa, Arthropoda, Insecta, Phasmatodea, Bacillidae.